GAAACACGAAGUCGGAAGGAGAAAGAAAGCGCGGACAACAGUAUUGCGCGACAGAAUCACACUGCCAGCUAUUGAUGCAUCGCACAGAAGUCUGAUCGGACCCAAUACAUCAUGUCGGAGAAAGAGAAAACCAAAAGCGAUCACUCUUUCCUACCGGAAUCGAGCUCCAUGUGGGCGAUUCGGCCGUAUCCGGAUCCAAUCGACACGUCCUUGAUCGAAGCAGACGGGGGGAAAUGGAUCCGUUUGGACGAUGGACGGGUCGUAGAAUACUUUGUGUCGGGGUCUUCCUCUCCGGACGCAAGGGUCCUGGUUGAUUGUCCAGGUGGCAACUGCACCGGCCGCUUGUUCUCUGCAGUUCCGGCCCAUGUCGGUGCCGCCGAGGAGCUCAACUACAAGGUAGUUUCGGUAUCGGUUCCGGGCUUUGGGUACAGCUCGAUCCAGCCGGGUCGUAGGAUAAAAGAUUGGCCCAUCACGGACCUGUUGCCCGUAUUGAAGAAGGAAAAGGUCGGGGAAUUUCUGGUCACCGGCACCAGCUUUGGCACAUGCCAUGCCCUGGCUACUGCCUGGCAGUUUGCGGAAGAGAAGGAGACCGGCGGUAAACACGAGUCUGGUGUCUCCUGCAUCGGAAUGGGCUUGCGCGUCCCCUAUCUAGGAUCGGAAUCCUGCAAACAACUGGAAUUGGAGAACCAUCUCUCCAUCGGCUACACAUCCACGUCGGCAAACACGUCCCUCAUCGGGACCGUCAUUGCCCGUUUGUUCACUUCCUUUGCCUCCAGGCCCGGCGAUGCCUUUGAGAAACCGGGACGGUUGAUGAGUGCCUUUGUCAACUUGCUCAACCCGGGAGCCCUCGCGAAACUCGAACGCCUGAUGACGGACCACCACCACCUGAUGAAAACGUGCAAGGUGGACAUGGAACGUUGCGUCGCCCAUUCUGACCAGGGGAUAUUGUACAAUUACGCCACCGAUACGCUGCUCGACCACGGGUUUCUCGUGACGGAAAUUUGGAAAGACCUUCCGGUGGUAGUCUGGUAUGCCGAGGACGACGAGGAUUGCCCCCCCUCCCAUGGAAAGUGGAUCGCCAACAAACACGCCGACAAUACCGACAAGGACGAGCCCAACCACUUCACCAAUGUAUCGUCUCGGGUUUUUGCCGAGUUCGGUCACAUCGGAACAGCUUUUUUGAACCACGACGAGUUUCUGAGAGAACUUCACGGCCAUGUCACUGCACAAGACUGAUAGAACUAAUGAAUGUCCAAGGUUGGCCUUUACUGCGGAGACGGGAAUGACUUUCAGUCAUACUCUUCAAUUCAUACUUUUGACUCACGUUAAGUUCUAGGCUUGCAGUGUUGAUAUUG
Molecule: messenger RNA, 1355 nt
Organism: Pseudo-nitzschia multistriata
Lineage: Eukaryota; Bacillariophyta; Bacillariophyceae; Bacillariales; Bacillariaceae
Source: the annotation of a GenBank genome assembly